Cyprinodon variegatus (sheepshead minnow) is the source of this 2446-nucleotide messenger RNA. It is a transcript of the gene slc34a2b, whose product is annotated as sodium-dependent phosphate transport protein 2B-like. Gene Ontology annotation, molecular function: sodium:phosphate symporter activity. Gene Ontology annotation, biological process: intracellular phosphate ion homeostasis; sodium-dependent phosphate transport. The record is from RefSeq and is a predicted model, not a curated record. The transcript has 13 exons. Gene Ontology annotation, cellular component: vesicle; brush border; apical plasma membrane. NCBI's taxonomy places the organism in Eukaryota, Metazoa, Chordata, Actinopteri, Cyprinodontiformes, Cyprinodontidae. The coding region runs from base 90 to 2009 and encodes 639 amino acids.
CUAUAUAAGCAGAGUCGCGCCUGGAAGCGAGCGUCAGGUAACCAAGGUGAACAGAAGCGCUCCGGACUCACAGACGCCCAGCUGCAGUUAUGGCUCCGAGACCAAAAGAGGAGACUGAUUCGUCCUCAGCCAUGAGUGACAAAUCUAAUCGUAAAGAGAAAGAUAUGCCACCACCUUACUCCAGUGUGGAGAUGGAGAAGGAGAAGUCUACUGAAGACGAUCCCUGGGAUCUACCAGAACUGAAAGACACAGGGAUCAAGUGGUCAGACCUGGAUACACGAGGGAAGAUAAUGAGAGUGCUGACUGCAAUUGUGAAGCUUAUUCUGCUACUUGGAUUACUCUACCUGUUUAUUUGCUCACUGGAUGUUCUCAGCUCUGCUUUUCAGCUGGUUGGAGGCAAAGCUGCUGGUGACAUCUUCCAGGACAGUGCUGUGUUAUCAAACCCUGUGGCUGGGCUUGUGAUCGGGGUCUUAGUCACAGUGCUGGUGCAAAGCUCCAGCACCUCCUCUUCUAUUGUGGUCAGCAUGGUAUCUUCUGGAUUGUUGACCGUCCAAUACGCAAUACCAAUCAUCAUGGGUGCCAACAUUGGAACAUCAGUCACCAACACCAUAGUAGCUGUGAUGCAAGCCGGAGAUAGAAAUGAGUUCCGCAGAGCUUUCGCUGGUGCAACUGUCCACGACUUCUUCAACUGGUUGUCUGUGCUGAUUCUUCUGCCUUUGGAGGCAGCAUCCGGUGCACUCUUCAAACUCACCAAUAUUACAAUCAAUUCCUUUGAUAUCAAGUCUGGGGAGGAUGCCCCUGAACUGCUCAAGGUCAUCACAGAACCCCUCACCAGCUCUAUCAUCAAGCUGGACAAGUCAGUCAUCACUGGAAUUGCAACCAAUGACCCCGAAGCUAAGAACAAAAGUUUGGUUAAAAGAUGGUGCAAGACAAACACAACAACGACUUACUGGAAUACCACAGUGGAGAGUUGCCCUGAAGAUAAUUUCUGUUGGGAGGAUGGAAACCAGACCUGGACUGAGAUGGUGUCUACAGUGACUCAAAACAUUGCGAAAUGCAAACACAUUUUUGUGAACGUUGACUUGCCAGACUACGCCAUCGGCCUCAUUCUCCUGGUUCUGUCUCUGCUUGUCCUCUGCACCUGUCUAAUCCUCAUUGUCAAGCUGCUCAACUCUAUGCUCAAAGGACAGGUUGCUUUGGUCAUCAAGAAAGUGCUUAAUACAGACUUUCCCUUCCCCUUCAGUUGGGUCACUGGCUACAUUGCAAUUCUUGUGGGAGCCGGGAUGACUUUCAUUGUUCAGAGUAGCUCUGUAUUCACAUCAGCUAUAACGCCACUUGUUGGUAUUGGUGUUAUUUCCCUUGAAAGAGCUUACCCCCUGACGCUAGGAUCAAACAUCGGCACAACAACAACUGCUAUACUGGCAGCUAUGGCAAGCCCUGGAGAAACCUUAGCAGACUCCUUGCAGAUUGCACUUUGUCACUUCUUCUUCAACAUCAUGGGUAUCAUCCUGUGGUAUCCAAUCCCCUUUAUGCGAAUACCCAUCAGAUUGGCCAGAGGGCUGGGGAAUGUGACAGCCAACUACCGCUGGUUUGCAGCUCUCUACCUAAUCUUGUGCUUCCUGAUACUGCCUCUGUCCGUGUUUGGUCUAUCAAUAGCUGGUUGGAAGGUCUUGGUUGGUGUCGCUGUUCCUAUCGCUGGUAUUUUUGUCAUCGUAGUCAUCAUCAACCUGGUGCAGUCACGAAAACCUCGCUUCCUCCCCAAAUUCCUCCGCAAUUGGGACUUUUUGCCACUGCCCCUUCACUCCAUGGAACCAUGGGACAAAAUUAUCUCGUCUUCCAUGCUUUUCUGUGGUAGACACUGCUGCUGUUGCUGCAAAUGUAGCAAUUGCUGCAGCAAAGAUGAAGAAGCUGAAAAGAUCUCAAGGACCAGCAGCAGGAGCCUGGAGAUGUAUGAUAACCCUGCCAUGUCUUAUGAUGAGGAUAAAGAGAAUAAAGACACAAAGUUUUAAUGGAUGGAUGGAUGGAUGGAUGGAUGGAUGGAUGGAUGGAUGGAUGGAUGGAUGGAUGGAUGGAUGGAUGGAUGGAUGGAUGGAAUUUUUAAGCAGGUGCAAUAUAAAUGCAACACCAUUUUUUUUGACACGCUUGUAAUUACUCACUCCUCAGGUUGUGGUGUUGAUUAUCUGAUGAUAAAUUGUAAAAUACACUACCUGUCACGACGGAGAGGGUUAUGUCUGCCACAUGACAAUUGUCCUAUGUGGCCUGUGAUGUUUAUUGAAUGAUGCUUUAAAUUUAAUGUACGUACUUUCUCCUAAAAGUUCCUAUAUGGGUGUGUUUUAAUACAUUUUUUUAAAUUUAUAAUUAAAUAUGAAAGGUUUUAUUCUGAUCUGAACAGUUCAACUUUCAGUGUUUAAUGUAGCAUUGAAAUGUUAUAUUUGCAUAUGUUAUC